Messenger RNA from Myzus persicae (green peach aphid), 2408 nucleotides. RefSeq names its product heat shock protein 70 A1-like. Gene Ontology annotation, molecular function: misfolded protein binding; ATP-dependent protein folding chaperone; ATP hydrolysis activity. Gene Ontology annotation, biological process: cellular response to unfolded protein; protein refolding. NCBI's taxonomy places the organism in Eukaryota, Metazoa, Arthropoda, Insecta, Hemiptera, Aphididae. Bases 316 to 2238 code for a protein of 640 amino acids. The transcript has a single exon. The record is from RefSeq and is a predicted model, not a curated record. Gene Ontology annotation, cellular component: cytoplasm.
AACACGCGCUGUUCGGCAUCAGUUUGAUUUCAAAACGGUAACAGUGCGAUUCAUUGAACGAAUUAAACCUAUUCUGUGCGAUUCUCAGUGCGAUACAUUGCAACUAUUCAUUAUUAAAUUUACCAGUGUGAUUUUAAAUUUAAAUACAAAGUGAUUUUAAAUCGUAAUCGAAUUGCGAUCGUUCUAAAUCUACCUUUUCGUACGUCUUGUAAACUGUGCUUAUUUUAUAAGUACCCGCUACCCACGUUUCAUCCUUAUAAUUUCUUGUCGUAUUAAUUGUGCGUGCGACUAAAGGUUGACAACUAUACCGCCGAAAUGGUUGGAAGAACAGCGAUUGGUAUCGACCUGGGUACCACCUAUUCGUGUGUGGGUAUCUGGCAACACGGAAAAGUAGAGGUCAUCGCCAACGAUCAAGGAAACAGGACCACCCCGAGUUAUGUGGCGUUCACCGACACCGAACGGUUGAUCGGCGACGCGGCCAAGAACCAGGUAGCCAUGAACCCUGUCAAUACGGUGUUCGACGCCAAACGAUUGAUCGGCCGUCGAUUUGACGACGACAAGACGCAAGCGGACAUUAAACACUGGCCGUUCAAAGUGGUGAACGAUUUCGGUAAGCCCAAGAUCCAAGUGGAAUUCAAGGGCGAACGGAAGGUAUUCGCCCCGGAAGAAAUCAGUUCAAUGGUGCUGACGAAGAUGAAGGAGACGGCAGAAGCGUACUUGGGCCGCGAAGUGACGGACGCCGUGAUCACGGUGCCCGCGUACUUCAACGAUUCACAGAGACAAGCGACCAAGGACGCGGGCGCCAUAGCCGGUCUGAACGUGAUGCGAAUAAUCAACGAACCGACGGCUGCGGCUUUGGCUUACGGUCUGGACAAGAACCUGAAAGGCGAGAGGAACGUGUUGAUAUUCGAUCUGGGCGGUGGCACGUUCGAUGUGUCCGUUCUGCAGAUCGACGAGGGUUCGAUAUUCGAAGUGAAGUCGACGGCGGGUGACACGCACUUGGGCGGCGAAGACUUCGACAACCGACUGGUGUCGCAUUUGGCCGAAGAGUUCAAGAGGAAAUCUAAAAAGGACGUGCACUCCAAUCCGAGAGCGUUGAGACGGUUGAGGACGGCCGCAGAACGGGCCAAGAGAACACUGUCGUCCAGUUCGGAGGCCACCAUAGAGAUCGACGCCCUGAUGGAAGGCAUCGAUUUCUACACACGAGUGUCCCGAGCCCGUUUCGAAGAACUGUGCGCCGAUCUGUUCAGAUCGACCCUGCAGCCGGUAGAGAAGGCAUUGGCGGACGCCAAGUUGGACAAGGGAGACAUACACGACGUGGUGCUCGUGGGCGGUUCGACGCGAAUCCCGAAGAUCCAGAGUCUCCUGCAAAACUAUUUCUGCGGCAAAUCGCUCAACCUGUCCAUCAACCCCGACGAGGCGGUAGCGUACGGCGCCGCGGUACAGGCGGCCAUUCUGAGCGGCGACACGAGUUCUGCGAUUCAAGAUGUGUUGCUCGUGGACGUCACUCCACUGUCACUGGGCAUCGAGACCGCGGGCGGCGUGAUGACCAAAAUCGUCGACCGCAAUUCAACCAUUCCGUGCAAGCAGACCCAAACGUUCACCACUUAUGCGGACAACCAGCCGGCCGUCACCAUCCAGGUGUUCGAAGGAGAAAGGGCCAUGACCAAGGACAACAACCUGUUAGGAACUUUCGACCUGACCGGCAUACCUCCGGCGCCCAGAGGUACGCCCAAGAUUGAGGUGACUUUCGAUAUGGAUGCCAACGGUAUUUUGAACGUGUCGGCCAAGGACAACAGCUCUGGCCGCUCCAAGAAUAUUGUCAUCAAGAACGAUAAGGGUCGCCUGUCUCAGGCAGAAAUCGAUCGUAUGCUCAGCGAGGCCGAACGGUACAAAGAAGAGGACGAACGGCAAAAGGCUAAGAUUGCGGCCAAGAACCAGUUGGAGAGCUACGUGUUUGGUGUUAAACAAGCGUUGGACGAGGCAGGUGACAAAAUGACCGAAUCGGAAAGGAACACCGGCAAACAGGAAUGCGACGCGGUCGUCCAGUGGUUGGACAACAAUCAGUUGGCAGACAAAGAAGAGUACGAGUACAAACUAAAGGAAAUCCAAAAGAGUUGCUCGGCUCUCAUGAUGAAGAUACAUGGUGCAGGACAAGCCGGUGGUGCUCCUCAUCCCGGUGCUCAAGGAUUCCCUGGUGCGCGUCCCGGAGGACCUACCAUCGAAGAAGUCGAUUGAUUCCUUUAACAAUGUAAUUUUAUUGUAUAUUUUGUAAAUACUAUUGUGAAUUGUAUCCUAUAUUCUGAUUGUAAAGUACCCACCAGAUAGGUUUAAGUUAAGACUGAUUUUUCUAUUGUAAUAUUUACUUUAAUUUUAGCUUAAUAAAUAUUUAUUAGUUGACACACAUA